AUGCCUUCUACCAUUGAGCCAAUUGCGGUCAUUGGAAGCUCUUGUCGGUUUCCAGGCAGCUGCGAUACCCCUUCUAAACUCUGGGAGCUCCUACAAAACCCUAGGGAUUUACUUCGCAAGAUUCCGGAAGAAAGGUUCAACAUCAAAGGCUUCUAUCAUCCCGACCCGAUCCAUCACGGCACCACCAACGUCCAAAGCUCCUACUUUCUUGAUGAAGAUCCAAGUAAGUUCGACGCAAACUUCUUCGGUAUUCCCCCGAAAGAAGCGGAGAGCAUCGACCCCCAGCAACGACUACUCAUGGAAACCGUAUACGAUGGUCUCUGUGCUGCUGGUCUGCCUAUGGAGCAGCUACGAGGUUCCUCGACCGCUGUUUUUGUCGGUCUUAUGUGUGAUGACUGGUCUACCAUGGUGCAGACCGAUAUCGACGAAAUGCCUACCUAUACCGGCACAGGCACUGCCCGCAGUAUCAUGUCGAACCGCAUAUCAUAUUUCUUUGACUGGAACGGCCCGUCUAUGACAAUCGAUACUGCGUGUUCAUCCAGUCUCAUUGCUGUACACGAGGCCGUGCGUAUUCUGCGCAGUGGGGAGUCAAGCAUAGCUAUUGCAGCAGGGGCAAAUCUAAUCUUGAGCCCAGCACAAUACGUCGCCGAAAGUAAUCUGCGCAUGCUCUCCCCCACAGGGCGAUGCCAGAUGUGGGAUUCUUCGGCCGAUGGAUAUGGUCGUGGUGAAGGAAUUGCAUCGGUUGUGCUGAAGACAUUGAGUCAGGCCCUGAAAGAUGGAGACCACAUUGAGUGCAUCAUCCGCGAAACCGGUGUCAAUCAAGAUGGUCGUACCUCUGGCAUAACAGUCCCCAGCAGUACUGCUCAAACGAACCUGAUUCGCGCUACCUAUGCACGAGCAGGUCUGGACUUGAACAACCCUAUGGAUCGCCCCCAAUUCUUCCAUGCCCACGGAACUGGAACGAAGGCUGGUGAUCCCAAAGAAGCAGAAGCCAUCCAUCAGGCUUUCUUCUCUGGAAACUCAAUCCAUGAUAAACUGUACGUCGGGUCCAUCAAAUCAGUGAUUGGUCACACUGAGGGCACGGCUGGUCUGGCGAGUCUGAUAGGGUCCUCUCUCGCUUUACAGAAUGCUACCAUUCCUCCAAAUAUGCAUUUCAACAGCCUCAAUCCUGACAUUUUUCCGUUUUACAACUCACUGGAAGUACCGGUGCGCGCGACACAGUGGCCGGCUCUUGCACCGGGUCAGGUUAGAAGAGCAAGCAUCAAUAGCUUUGGUUUUGGUGGAACGAAUGCACAUGCAAUUGUUGAGGAGUAUAUCCCCGAGAUGCACAAGGCCCUCACCAAUUCACAGUCAACACUGUGCACACCACUUCUGUUCUCUGCAAACUCAGCAGCUUCCCUUAAAGCCAUGCUCACUGAACAACUGGAGUACCUCCAGACCCAUUCAAAAACCAACCUGCGCGAUCUGGCAUUUACGCUUCAACAGCGCAGGUCUACUCUCACGUACAGGAAAGCUAUUGCAGGCUCUACAGUCGAGGCUCUCUGCCAGAGUCUCGAGGAAUCUACUAGCGAUGCUAAACUAGACACUCGCUAUCCCUAUGUGCCAAAGCCCCGGGCCCUGGCUGUGUUCACUGGACAAGGAGCCCAGUGGCCUCGAAUGGGUGCAGCCUUGUUGGAAUCAUCUGAGUUUGUCAGGCGGCUUGUCGCUGACCUAGACAAAUCCUUGGUCAGUCUUCCUGAGUCUGACAGGCCCCAGUGGACGAUCCGAGAGCAACUUCUAGCAGCGGACUCAUCGUCCCGCGUUGCUGAGGCAGCCAUCUCGCAGCCUCUGUGCACUGCUAUCCAGAUCAUUCUGGUGAACCUAAUUCAGGCUGCUGGUAUCCAACUUCAUGCCGUAGUUGGUCAUUCAUCUGGGGAGAUCGGUGCGGCUUACGCUGCAGGGCUCGUAUCUGCUCAUGAUGCCAUUCGCAUCGCGUAUUACCGUGGAUUACACGCCAAAUCGGCAUCCUCUCCUAGUGGAGCCAAAGGCGCCAUGGCAGCUGUCGGGACAUCACCCGAAGAUGCUGAGGAAUUUUGCCAGCGUGAGGAACUGCAUGGCCGUGUUCAAGUCGCGGCUUACAACUCAUCAUCAAGCCUUACCUUGUCUGGGGAUGAAGAGGCCAUUGACACGGCAGUUGAUCUCCUGAAGGGCGACCAAAAGUUCGCACGCCGCUUGAAGGUUGAUACGGCUUACCACUCGGCACAUAUGGAACCUUGUGCAAAGCCUUACCUCGAGUCUCUUCAGCGUUGCAGCAUAGGGAAAUUGGAACCCACAGGGCAGAAACCCACGUGGCUGUCAAGUGUCUGGAAAGGUACUGUCAUGAGCGCCACCAACAUUUCUGAGCAGUAUUGGGUUAGCAAUAUGGUUCAGCCAGUCUUGUUUUCCUCUGCAGUGAUGGCUGCCCUCGAGGACGGAAAUAACUUUGACGUUGCAAUCGAGAUUGGUCCCCAUGCUGCUCUCAAGGGACCGGCUUCGGAUACUUUAGCAGAGGCUAGUGUACAGCUCCCUUAUACAGGGCUUUUAUCUCGUGGGAAGGAUGAUGUGGAAGAACUGUCGACAGCUCUAGGAUUCUUGUGGUCACAUCUCGGUGCUGGCGUUGUCAAAUUUGACAACUUCGAUCAAGUUUUCAAUGCUGACAGUGAUUGCCGAGUGCUCUUGACUGAUCUCCCAAGCUAUCCUUUUAAUCAUCAACAUGGAUACUGGGCCGAAUCUCGGAUUUCGCGAGCUCAAAAGCAGCUCACGGUUGCACCCCAUCCGGUCUUGGGAACGUCUUGUGUCGGAACUACAACAUCCACUGAGGCACAAUGGAAAAACAUCCUGAGACCCUCUGAGAUUUCAUGGUUACAGGGGCACAAGCUGCAAGGUCAGAUGGUCUUUCCAGCAACCGGGUAUGUUGUCAUGGCCCUCGAAGCGAUGAAAGCACUGGCCGGAGAAAGCCAAAUUGCCCACUUCCGUAUCACGAAUGUGAUCUUGGAACGUGCGAUCGUGUUCAACGAUGACAAUGCAAGCAUUGAAUCUCUCUUCAGUGUCAAAAUCUCUGAAUCAGAUGCCAGCCAUAUCUUGGCCGACUUCACCUGUUUUUCGACGCCGCAGGGUGAUCGGUCCAUGGCGUCCAACGUCAAAGGGCGCGUUGAGGUCAAGCUGGGCAGCUCCUCGGUGGAUAGCCUCCCUGCAUGCUCUCAUUCAAAGUACUACAAUCUGGUGGAUGUAGACAUCAACCGUUUCUAUUCUGCGCUGCGAAAGAUUGGCUAUGAGUACUCUGAGCCCUUCCGCGGCAUGGCGAGUAUCAAGCGCAGGAUGGGUUUUGCCCAUGGUACUCUGGUUGAUCAAGCUGCUUCCGAAUGGGAAGAUCAGCUUCUGCUGCAUCCUGGGAUGUUGGAUACCGCAUUGCAGACCCUGUUCGCUGCCUUCAGCUACCCAGGUGAUGAAAGUUUGCGGUCCCUUCACGUUCCUGUCCAGAUCGACUCGCUCGAGUUCAAUCCCCACUUCCGUCUCAGUGGAUCAGGGAAACAGCUAAUUGUCCCUUGGGAAACUACAGUCAGAGAUGAGGAGUCCACUUCUAUCAAGGCUGAUCUUCAGCUGUUCACCGAGACUGGCGAGCAUACAUUCUUGCAGAUUGAGGGCAUCAGCCUCAAGCCCUUCACCCCUGCACGACCAGAGGAUGACGCUGCACUGUUUUCCCAAUUUGAAUACCUCCCAGCUGCUCCCGAUGGUGUGCUCGCAGCCCUUGGUGAACGCCUCAAUGAUGAUGAGCUGCAAAUGGCCAAGGAUAUGGAGCGACUGUCUUUCUAUUAUCUUCGUCGCGUUUCUGAAAUGAGCGCCGAAGACCGCAGAAAUGCCCUCCCUCACCAUCAACACCUGAUGAAUUGGACAGAUUAUAUCGUGGACAAAGUGGCCCGAGGAGACCAUCCUUGCGUUGAGAAGGAGUGCAUCUCAGACACCCAUGAGCAGAUCCUGGAGCUGACCAACAAGUAUCACGAUCGGGUUGAUGCACUGUUAAUUGAGUCUACGGGCAAAAGCCUUCCCAAAGUUAUUCGAGAAAAGGAUAGUAUUCUCCAGUACAUGACCAAAGAUGACCUCCUUGGCCGUUUCUACAAAGAAGGAGUCGGUCUUCAGGCUGCAAAUUGGUGGCUCGCCAAUAUGGCAAAGCAAAUCAGUCAUCGAUACCCUCGGAUGAAGAUUCUCGAGAUAGGAGCUGGUACCGGUGGUUCUACACAAGCUAUCCUGCCAAAACUUGGAUCUGCUUUCUCGACAUACACAUACACUGACGUGUCCAGUGGAUUCUUCGAGGAAGCCGAAGAAAAGUUCAAAGAGUACGCCAAUCGCAUGAUAUUUAAGACAUUCGACAUGCAACGUACUCCUGCAGACCAAGGCUUUGUCGAGGGAAGCUAUGAUAUGGUACUGGCGUCGAACGUCCUCCAUGUUGCUGAUCCCCUAGAAAAUAUGAUGUCAAAUGUUCGCCGGCUACUGAAGCCAGGCGGCUUCCUUGUAAACCUUGAGACGGUUACAAACGAGAUUCUUCGCAACGGAGUCAUCAUGGGUGGUCUCCCUGGAUGGUGGAUUGCAGCCAACAGUGGCCGACCACACGGUCCAAUGCUCAACCUUGACCACUGGGACUCGCUUCUGAAGAAGUGCCAGUUUGGCGGCAUUGAGACCUCAACUCCUAUUUAUGACCAGCUUCAUGCGGUUGCAGUCUGGGCUGCGCAAGCUGUUGAUGACCGUCUAGAGCUUCUGCGAAAUCCCAUAGCCUCUCUGCCAGACAGCUACGCCACAGGGACACCACCCUUGAUUCUCAUCGGAGGUAGAUCCCUUGCCACUUAUCAGCUUGUUGAAGAAGUUGCGGCAUCACUAUCCUCGAAAUUUUCCUCCCUCGUCCGACUUCCUUCUAUCGAGUCCCUGAAAACUGUUACUAUACCCGACGGUGCUACAGUUCUGAGCUUGUCUGAGUUGGACGAGCCUCUGAUGCGACAGGUGACCGAGGAAAAGAUUGAAGGGCUCAAAGCACUGUGGAGAUGUGCGAGGAACGUUGUAUGGGUAUCAAAAGGCGCCCGAGCUGAGCAGCCGUAUUCAUACAUGAUGUUCGGCAUCGGGAGAGUCGUCAAAUUCGAGCAGCCUAAUAUCAACCUGCAGCUCUUGGAUCUUGACGUCUUGGACAAGGAGACCGGCUCAGUUAUCUCGACGAUGGUAUUAAGACAUCAACUAAUUGAUGACUUUUCCAGGCAAGGCGCUGUUGAAGAUUUACUCUGGUCUUCUGAGCCAGAAGUCUUCAUAGAAAACAAGCAGACACUCAUUCCACGUCUGUAUCCGAGUGUGAUGCAGAAUCUCCGAGUCAACUCAUCAAGUCGUGCAAUUUUUGAACAAGUCAACCCGGCAAAGGCAAAUGUGAAGCUUGUGGGCUCCGGCGACUCUUUCCAGCUCGAAGAGGCCUCUCCGUUGAGGGUGACCCAAUCGAAGUCAUCCAGCGGCGCUCCUGUGAUGAUCCGUAUUCGCCAAUCCUUGCUGCAGUUUAUAAAUCUUGAAUCAAUUGGUUCCUUUAUGCUUUGUACCGGAACAAAGGAGGAUGACUCCAAGUCAGCUGUCAUCGCCUUGACUCGGGUCUCGGAAUCCCCUGCACCAGUCGAACCACUUUGUUGGGUGGACAUUCCGUCUUCUCUCGAGUUUGGUCGAAUGGCUCUCCUCUCGGUCGCAGCUCAGCUGGUCGCCCAAGCGAUUGUUUCACUUGUAUCCAAAGCAAGCACUGUAGUAAUUCACGACCCCGACAACUUGGUCAAGGGAGCUAUUUCUCAGGCAGCUGACAACGCUCAUGUCAAUGUCAAGUUUACGACAUGUCGUCAUCAACCUGACGGAGCAGAUUGGAUUUGGAUUCAUCGCGCUCUUCCUGCGCGCCUUGUUAAAGAGAAGCUUCCGCAAGACACAUCGGUGUUUGUCAACUUUGCAGCUCCCGAUGGACCCGACGCACAAGUGACGCAAACCAUGGCAGCCUGUCUGUCUGCUAGCUGUGUGGUAGCCAAUGCAGAUUUAUUCUUCACAAACGAGCUGUCCCCCCGUCCAGGAGCCAAUCCAUCUCAAUCGGGCGACAUCCUUCAAAGGGCGUGGAAAUCUGUGAUGGAAAAUAGUUUACCUAUCAGCUCCACGGAUUCCAUUCUACUGAGCGAUGUAGGGAGGCACAAUCCGAGAAGGGAGCCACUUCAGAUCGUAGAUUGGACUGUUCCAACAAUCCAAAUCCGUCUCCGACCGGUGGACCAUGAAGUGAUAUUCCGCUCCGACAGGACUUAUUUAUUGAUUGGUCUUGCCGGAGAGGUUGGACAGUCAAUCUGUCAAUGGAUGGCUCGGUGUGGUGCUGGCUGCAUCGUCUUAACAAGCCGUAAUCCCAAGGUUGACCCAGAAUUUAUUCGGUCCGUCGAGGAAUGCGGUACAAGCGUUCGCGUGUUGUCGUUGGAUAUCACGAGCCGAGACUCUCUUCAAAGAUGCCUCCAGGAGAUUAAUCGCAGCAUGCCCCAGAUCGGGGGAAUAGCAAAUGGAGCCCUUAUCGUGGAUGAUAUGCGCUUCGACGAGAUGACCUUGCACAGCAUGAACCGGGUUCUAAGACCCAAGGUUGAAGGCAGCAAGCUGCUUGAUGAGAUCUUCCAUGACAAACCCUUGGAGUUCUUCAUCAUGUUCUCCUCGCUCACCGCGUGUCUCGGAAACAGCGGUCAAAGCAACUACGCUGCCGCGAACAUGUACAUGACAGCCCUUGCAUUCCAACGGCGCAAACGCGGCGUAGCCGCCUCGAUCAUUGACCUCAGCGCACUGAUGGGCAUUGGGCAUGUUGGUCGGUCUGACACUUUCGAUGCAGAAUAUUUUGCAAGCCUCGGCGCCACCAGCGUGUCCGAAUCUGAUCUCCACCAUAUAUUUGCCGAGGCUGUCAAGGUUGGCAGAGCAGACUCCGUGGAAAACUUGGAAGUUGUUACGGGGUUGAGCCCUGUGUACAUUGGCGAACUGACCAAAGACCAAUAUCGAAACGAUCUGAAGUUCUCUCACCUCACUUUCGAGCGCCUUAACACGCAGGAAGGAUCUAGCACUGCUUCAACUGUCUCAGUGAGAGCUCAACUCAAAGAGGCAAAAGCUUUGGACCAGGUUGCGGAUACUCUCAAAGGUUCCUUCACCGCACGUGUGAAGAAGCUUCUCCAGAUCCCUUCGGAUGAAGCAGUCGAACAGAACAGUGCCCUCGUGGAACUUGGAGUUGACUCCCUGAUCGCAAUUGACAUUCGGUCAUGGUUCUUGAAAGAGCUCGAUGUUGAUAUACCGGUCCUCAAGAUCCUCGGAGGUACCACCAUUGCUGGUUUGAUCAACGACAGCAUUGAAAAAAUCCCAGCCACCAUCAUUGACAUCACUCAGUUGUCGGCCGAGGGCGGGGUGAGGCCGACUAUUGCCCCAGCACAACAGGAGACAAAAGUCAAUACCCCAACAGUGAAACCCGACCAUUCGAAAGUGGGCCCGUCGUUGAUUGCCGGCAAUACGAGCACACAAGGGACGAGCAGCCCAUCCAAUGAGAGUGAGAACAUCGGAUCAUCAACUGAUGGCACUUCUGUUGAGAGCGAAUGGCGCGAAAUCCACGUGAAAUUCUCUACUGAGAUCACUGAGCGCAUGUCCUUUGGACAAACAAGGUUCUGGUUUUUGCACCAUGCUCUCCAAGAUAAAACUACGUUCAAUGUCGCUCUCUCUAUCCGUCUCUCUGGCGCAAUCCAGACCGAAACUUUGAGCAAGGCGCUUGAACGCGUCGGUGAGCGACACGAAGCAAUGCGCACCCGCUAUUUCUGGUCAGGGGAGCAUGAAGAUAUUCCUACCCAAGGCAUUCUCUCUCGUCCUUUGAUCAGGCUUGAGAACAGACGCAUAUCUGACAAAUCCGAGGCACAGAAGGCGUUGGACGAAAUGCGCGAUCAUACCUGGGACCUGAGCGACUGGGAGUCUAUGAGAUUCGUUCUCUUGUCGCUUUCGGAUACCGAACAUUGGUUGAUUGUCGGUAGUCAUCACAUCACCCUUGAUGGCAUCAGCAUUCAGGUCAUCUUUGCCGACCUCGAGAAGGCCUAUUUGGGGAUGACUCUGCCAGCUCUUCCAGAAAAAUCUCAGUACCGAUCCCUUGCGGCACAACAGCACCAAGACCACGCGAUGGGUCGAUUCCAGAAGAGCAUCGAGUUUUACAAGAAGAUCAUUCCAAGAGACGUUCGGCCAAUCGAGCUGUUUUCAUUUGCAAAGGUGCAAGUGAGGCAGCCACAGACAAUCUACCGUACCUGCCGCGCUGAUAUCCGUCUUCAGCCAGAGGACACCGCUCUUAUCAAGCAGGUGGCUCGACAGAACCACUCGACGAACUUCCACCUAUAUACAGCAGUUCUGCAAGUUCUUCUGUUUCGCUUGCUGCCUGGCAUCGACGAGCUAUUCAUCGGGCUUGCCGAUGCCAACCGCACCAGCGAAGAAGUCAUGGAAACGGUCGGCUUUUUCCUGAACCUGCUCCCCAUUCGACUUGACAGGGCUUCUGUCAAUUCCAGGUUUGGUACGGUGGUCAAGACGGUCCGAAACAAGGUCUACGGUGUCCUUGAGCACUCGGCUCUCCCCUUUGAUGUACUUCUCAAUGAGCUGGGAAUCAAUCGCUCGGCCAAUGCGCCGCCCAUUUUCCAAGUUUUUGUCGACUAUCGCCAGGGAACCCAGGAGCGAGCCAAAUUUGCCAACUGCAAGGCUCAGGGAGAACAGUGGUAUCACCCUCGCACGGGCUAUGAUAUCUCCUUGGAUAUACUCGAAAAUACUGAUGGUGAUACUCUACUGUCAUUGCAGCUGCAACAAUCUCUGUACACUACGGAACACACAGAGCUACUACUUAGAGCCUAUGUUAAUCUUCUAAAGUCAUUCACAAGAGCGUCUGGUGGUGACGUGUUGAUCAAUUCUGCCCCGGUGUGGGCAACUGAAGAUGUCUCCAAAGUGCUACAAGCUGGAACAGGUGAAGAGCUCCCCUUUGCAUAUGUAUGGAGGUAUUAUUCAUUACUAAUGGUUAUUAUAGGAGCCGCACUCUCCCUUCGGUGGCCUCAGACGGUUGUCCGGCGCAUCGAUGACAUGAUCCGCCUCCACGGCUCAAAGCCAGCGCUGAAGGACGGCCGCGGCAAGAGCUUCACAUACGAGGAAAUGGGACGUCGCAUCGACUGCAUCUCUGAGGCUCUUUCAAACGCCGGAGUCUCCAAGGGAUCGGUUGCAGGUGUACUACAGGAGCCCGGUGCGGAUUGGAUCUGCUCGAUGUUAGCUAUCUUCCGGAUUGGCGCUACCUAUCUCCCUCUUGACCUUCGCAACUCAAUUCAUCGAAUUCACAGCGCGGUCAAGGCCGCGCAGCCGACCGCAUUUUUGAUCGACGAAACAACAGUCGAGACUGUUAGCGCGGUCAAAGCUGCCGGGGCAACCGUGAUUGAUGUCUCUCACAUUGCAACCAGAUCUGAAGCAGCCGAGCGUACGCAAGACCUGUCUUCGCCCGGCUCGAUUGCUGUGAUCUUAUUCACAAGUGGGACCACUUCUGAGCCUAAGGGUAUUUUGAUCAAACACUCUAAUCUCGUCAGUCAAAAUGAAGGUUUCUCGCAGCAAUUGGAUGUUGAAAAUGGUGCUGUAUCGAUGGUUCUCCAGCAAAGCGCCUUCAGCUUCGACUUCUCGCUGGAGCAGACCUUUGUCGCGCUCUGCAACGCAGGAUGUUUGCUGGUGGCUUCAUCCGCUCAACGUGGCGACCCUAUUGAAAUAACUAGGCUGAUGACUGAGGAAAGAGUGACAUACACGUCGGGUACGCCGUCAGAGUACGAGAUGUGGUUCCGUUUUGCGAAGGAGAACUUGCAGAGCUGCUCUCAGUGGCAGUAUGCCUUUUUUGGGGGCGAGCCAUUCUCCGACCGUCUUGUGCAGGAAUUCCGUCAGCUCGCGGUGCCCUCGCUGAAGAUCUUCAACAACUAUGGCCCCGGUGAAACAACGAUUGCUUGUACUUCUCAUGGUCAAAUCCCUUACCGAGAUACCGAGAUAAAGUACCCAACGCCUGCCGGAUUCGCUGCACCAAACUACUCAAUUUAUAUAGUUGACGAUCAGCUUCAGUCAGUGCCCAUUGGGGUGCCGGGAGAAGUGGUCGUCGGUGGUGCUGGAGUCUCAGCGGGAUAUCUCGGUCUGGACUCUGUGACGCGACAAAAGUUCUUGCCAUCGCCUUUUGCGCAACUCAAUAGCAAUUUCAUCUCAAAUAACUGGUUGAAUAUGUAUCGCACAGGAGACCGUGGUUUCCUGCGAGCUGAUGGGGCUCUAUUCCUCGCCGGUCGUAUGGAUGGAGACACGCAGGUCAAGCUUCGAGGAUUCCGGAUUGAGCUCGGGGAAAUUGAAAACGCCCUGGUGAAAGCUUCUGAUGGAGUCUUGACGUAUGCUGUGGUCACGUUGAGAGAAGAAAAAGAGGACAAGUUCCUGGUCGCUCAUGUGGUUUUCUCCAGUGACUAUGUCCAGACCGAAAGACAGGAUUUUAUCGACCAACUUCAAGCAACGCUCCCCGUGCCGGAAUACAUGCGCCCUGCCUUGAUGAUCCCAUUGGAUGAGAUUCCGCUGACUGCCCACUCCAAGAUCAACAGGGCAGCGAUCCAGGCUCUAUCCCUCGAGAACACAUCCAAUGUGCAACUGCCUUCGCUAAAUCGAGAGAUGACCGAAACAGAACAGAAACUCGAAGGCCUUUGGCGAAUCGUGCUUCCGAUGUCUAACAUGCGGGCUAUUAGUCCUGAAACAAGCUUCUUCCACGUCGGAGGAAGCUCUUUGCUUCUUGUCAAGCUGCAGAGGUUGAUCAAGAAUGAGUUCAGGGCCGCGCCAAAGCUGAAUGAGCUGAUGAACGCUGGUCGGCUCGUAGACAUGGCAUCUGUGGUUGAAACGACCCUUUCAUCUCGUAUCGAUUGGGAUGCAGAAAUUUUCAUUCCAGAAGCUUGGAAAACCGAGUUCUCGAGCGCCGUGGGACCUGAACCACACAUCGCACAAAGUUCUAAACAGAAAGGGCUUCAAGUUCUCUUGACUGGUGCAACAGGAUAUCUCGGAAGACAUCUUCUUCCAUCACUCAUUCAAUCCAGCGAGGUUUCAAAGAUAUUCUGUCUUGUGCGCCUUGGGAAUGACAUGCACGAUCUGACAGCAUCCUCCGAAAAGAUAUCUGUUUUCGCUGGAGACCUUGCUGUCCCUGGCCUAGGACUCAGCCAAACGGAGUUCGAGUAUCUCGCCGCUGAGAGUGAUGUGAUUCUCCACUUCGCCGCCAAUAGAUCUUUCUGGGACGACUAUGAGGUCCUCCGGAAUGUCAACCUCCUGUCGGUGAAAGAAAUUGCACGACUCGCGCUGCAUCGUCGCAUCCCCCUCCACUUCCUUUCGUCAGGUGCGGCUCGCAUCUACGAAGACCAGGCAGCACUAAGGCUUUACGAGAAAGGUAGCAGUAGUGACAAGAACCUGCCUUUGAUGCCUCCGGAUGACGGUAGCGAUGGCUACGUGGCAUCCAAAUGGGCAGCGGAUCGCUUCUUGAGAAACGUCGCGGAGCAAUUCCAACUCCCUAUCACUCUACAUCGUCCAGUGCCUGUCCCUGGGUUGGGACCCGACCCUAGCCUUGCUGAGCCCGAAACUGACGAGAUGGUGAGCCAGCUCGUUGGGGUGGUCAGGAAUUUGGGUAUUCGCCCGGCAAUGAACGAACUUGCGGGUUGGGCAGAUACGAUUCCAAUGCAUCUCACUGUCCAGAAGAUUUGUGCUGUGGUUUUCGAACCAAAUGACAAGAUGGCACUGAGGAUAGUGAAUCACCCUGCAGAGAGACGAAUCAAUUGGAGUCGAUUCAUCGAGGAGCUCACGACGGAUGCAGAGCUGAGUGGGCUUCCUUCUAUGCCAACGUUGCUGUGGAUCGGAGAGGCUAAGAGGGCAGGGUUUAGUUAUUUCAUGCCGUCUCAUCGUUUGGUUGUUGUGAGCGACUCUGGUGACAUGGUUUCACGACGUUAA
This is a messenger RNA of Penicillium soppii, 12024 nucleotides long. RefSeq lists its product as uncharacterized. NCBI's taxonomy places the organism in Eukaryota, Fungi, Ascomycota, Eurotiomycetes, Eurotiales, Aspergillaceae. The record is from RefSeq and is a predicted model, not a curated record. Gene Ontology annotation, biological process: secondary metabolite biosynthetic process; fatty acid biosynthetic process. Gene Ontology annotation, molecular function: 3-oxoacyl-[acyl-carrier-protein] synthase activity; fatty acid synthase activity; phosphopantetheine binding. Bases 1 to 12024 code for a protein of 4007 amino acids. The transcript is spliced from 8 exons.